Lagopus leucura (white-tailed ptarmigan) is the source of this 638-nucleotide messenger RNA. Its product is annotated as protein TESPA1-like. The annotation marks the transcript as partial. The transcript is spliced from 6 exons. NCBI's taxonomy places the organism in Eukaryota, Metazoa, Chordata, Aves, Galliformes, Phasianidae. The record is from RefSeq and is a predicted model, not a curated record.
UAUGGGUAGGAUGGGAAAGCUCUUUCCUAUGGGAAGUGCCAGGCUCUAAAAAGCCCCAAAGGGGAUCCCGAAAGAGUUGCUUUCUGGUGCUGUGCAGCUUGCCUCAAGACGCUGUGGUGGUGCUGUGGGGCUGCUAUGCAAAGUGGGUGAGGAAUGCCCCAACUUCAGGGCUCCCCAAUCCCUGCAGGGUCUCCCGGUGCUGCCAUGGAGGGGUCUUCAGUGCUCAGCCCCUCCUCAUGGCAGAAACGGCGCGCCUGGGCCCGGCAGAGCCGCUGCUGGAGGACCACAGUGGUGGAGGAGGAGGCGGCUGCAGCCAUGCAGGACAUCCCAGAGCUGCAGUCACCCCACCUGGACGACGUCUUCCUCGAAGGAAGCUCCUCCAGCAAGAUAGAGACGUGGCUGCAGGACUGCGGGUCGUCCUUGGAGGCGCUGCCAGAGGAGCUGUGCUCACUGGGUCCCUACGGCUGUGGGAGCAGCAGCACCAGCUUUGAGGACGACCUGACGCUGGGAGCUGAAGCUCUUCUGCUACCAGGCAACGAUCAAACCUUCGGCAGGGCUCUGCAGGGCGGACGCCUCAGCCUGGGGCACAGCAUGGCAUCCAGCGCGCCCUCGGGCCUCACCAACCGGACCGGCUCCAG